This is a messenger RNA of Cyprinus carpio (common carp), 2173 nucleotides long. Its product is annotated as SPRY domain-containing SOCS box protein 1-like. Lineage: Eukaryota; Metazoa; Chordata; Actinopteri; Cypriniformes; Cyprinidae. The record is from RefSeq and is a predicted model, not a curated record. Gene Ontology annotation, molecular function: protein binding. Gene Ontology annotation, biological process: proteasome-mediated ubiquitin-dependent protein catabolic process. Gene Ontology annotation, cellular component: SCF ubiquitin ligase complex.
UUGGGAGGGACGUUCAGCAGCAGCUGGAAGCUAUUUGACCACGUGACUGAAUAGACGUUUCUAUCGCUGUUAGCAGCCAUCAUUUCACCCAAUACAAGCCUGUGCUAAAAAGACAUAGAGAGGAGAUAAUAGACUAGUCAUGGAUUUGCACGGGAAUACCGACUGAAAGGAACACUCGCUCCACUCCUUCGCCCAUGGUUUAUUUCCCGGUAUGUAUCAGUUGCAGAUGCAGCUUUUGGUCUCCCUUACAGUGUGAAUAACAGAAAACAAUUUAUGUGAGCCUAACUAACAGCUGCUUUGACUUGGUUUCCCAGCAACCACUGGCAAAAAAACAGCGGCCUUGACCUCCUUAUUGGUGGAGGGGCAUAGGUGAAGGAGUGGACCCUAACUGCCUUCUUUUUCUGUUAUUUACUUUUUGUAACGAGGGGGAAUAAGGUGCUAAUAAGACCACCCAGAGCAUGGGGCAGAAGGUUCCGGGAGGCAUAAAGACUGUGGACAUGCGGGACCCGGCGUUUCGGCCUCUCAAGCUAGAGCUGCAGGCCCUGGACUACAUUAAGCCCUCCCGCCUGGAUAUGUUGUUGGACAUGCCAUCAGCCUCACAGGAAGUCCAAGUUCAGCACUCGUGGAACAACGAUGACCGGUCGCUAAACAUCUUUGUUAAAGAGGACAAUAAACUCAUAUUUCACCGGCACCCUGUAGCGCAGAGUACAGAUGCUAUCCGGGGCCAAGUGGGAUACACACGGGGACUGCAUGUGUGGGAGAUCAGCUGGGCCAUGCGCCAGCGGGGCACCCAUGCAGUUGUUGGCGUUGCGACGGGUGAAGCCCCGCUGCAUUCUGUAGGAUACACUGCACUUGUAGGAAACAAUAGCGAGUCCUGGGGCUGGGACCUGGGACGUAACAAACUCCAUCACGAUGGCAAGAACCAGCCCAGUAGGACGUAUCCAGCUUUUCUUGAGCCUGAUGAAACCUUUAUCGUCCCAGACUCAUUUUUGGUGGUCCUGGACAUGGAUGAGGGGACUUUAAGUUUUAUCGUUGAUGGACAAUAUUUAGGGGUUGCUUUCAGAGGACUCAAAGGAAAGAAGCUAUACCCUGUAGUGAGUGCUGUGUGGGGACACUGUGAAAUCCGAAUCCGGUACAUCAAUGGACUUGAUCCUGAACCUUUGCCGUUAAUGGACCUCUGUAGGCGAUCGGUGCGGGUCGCAUUGGGAAGAGAGCGACUGAGUGAAAUCCAUGGACUGCCCUUACCUGCUUCUCUUAAGAACUACUUGCUCUACCAAUGAUGAUAGUAGUGCCUUCACUACCAUUCAAGGCAUAGUGUCCAUCUGUAUUUCUCUCUGGGAUUAAUCUUUCUGGCAAGCCUGUUUCAUUACAUCUUUGUUUGUUUUCGGUGCCAUUCUUGGUCACUGGGCAUGGUACCAACAAUAUUUUUUACAAAUCAGACUGAGGAUGUCUCUUGCUUGAUGCUUUCAGGAUCAAGUGUGGCAUGGUCUCUCGUUGCUUAACUCAUAUACUGGAAAUCCACCUUGAAGGCUUUCGCCAGAAUGUAAUGGCAGAUACGAAAACAAGAACCCUUCUCCUCUCCAAUCAUGGCUUAGUGAAACUUCAGCUGUUUAUCAAGGCCUUUUCCUUUUUUUUUUUUUUUUUUUUUUUUUUUUUUAACUCCAUCCGUUUUUUUUGUUUGCAUACCUUAGGCUUUCUUGUAUCAUGUCAUUAACAUAAGGGUCCAUAUAGUGACUCUCUGCAGGCAAUGCAAAAUACAUUACCUUCUCAAGACCUUUAGGCUUAACAACCAGCAAGUUUUUAUGUUGAUAGACAUUUUUAUACGUUUUUCAAUUGUUCUUACCCUUGCAGUCUGUAUAAUAAAGUAGCUGAGUCAACUUCAGAUCUGUGGCCAUGGUUAGCAAGUAGAUGACACUUAAGACGAUGUCUUCCCUUGCUCACUCUUGGCAGGUUAAAAAUAGCCUGGUUUUAGCUGCAAGUCUGACUGUCUGGCCUGGAAAAACAGUCAUUGACGUCUGUGAGGGGGGAGUUGAGAGACUAGCAUUCAUGGAAACAACCACGGCUAGUGUUAUGCUAGCUUUUUAAAGCACUCAACGAGUCUCUUGCCUCUAAUCACACUGCAAUAUCUGAAGUGCCUGGCUCAUGAUACUGGUAUAUUAAGAGAAAGCCAUGA